Doryrhamphus excisus (bluestripe pipefish) is the source of this 4837-nucleotide messenger RNA. Lineage: Eukaryota; Metazoa; Chordata; Actinopteri; Syngnathiformes; Syngnathidae. The record is from RefSeq and is a predicted model, not a curated record.
CCUGAAGAUGGCAGCAGAGUUAAGUAACGUGGUGGCAUCGCCCACUAAGACUUUCAGAAGAAGAAGACGAAGACGGAAUCAGGAAUCAGCUGUCAAAAAAAGUCCACCGAAGAAAGAACGUAUCAACAAAGGUAUGUCGGAAGGAGUGCAUUGAUUCAACCUGUGAGGUCUGACUGAACACACCCGUCAAGAUGCCUGCGGUGUCCACCGGGGCCAAGGACCUGUAUUUGUCCACAAAUCUUGGUGACCUCAAUAAGAAGGCUGAAAUCAAGCCAGACAAGACAAGCACAAGAAACUAUGUUCAUAGUGCCUGCAAAAUCUUCAAAGCGGCAGAGGAGUGUCGUAUGGACAGAGAUGAAGAGAAAGCUUAUGUACUCUACAUGAAGUAUCUAACAGUAUAUGACCUUGUCAAGAAGAGACCAGACUUCAAGCAGCAGUCGGAGUAUUACCUGAACAUGCUUGGGACAAACAAUUUCAAGAAAGCCAUUGAAGAAGCCGAAAAACUUGCGGAAAGCCUCAAACUCAGGUAUGAGGAAUGUGAAGUAAGGCGAAAGCUGGAUGAGAAGGAGAGACAAGUCGAGAAAGAGAGAAUGGAAGAAAAAACAGAGAAAGAUCUUCCUCCCAAAUCAUCAUCAGAAAUCAAGAUGGACAACAAUAAGGUAAAAGAAGAAAAAGAUGAGCUGAAGAAUGCAGACGUACCUGUUAUUGCAGCAGUGACGCGUGGGGGCAUCACAGCGGAGAAACUUUUCCACAUGAUGACAGACCAGAUGAUUACUUUAAUUGUCAUGGAUGCACGGAACCAGAGAGACUUUGAGGAGUCUCACAUUCAAGUUCCAUCACAGGCCUGCAUCAGUGUGCCUGAGGAAGCCAUCAGUCCAGGGAUCACUGUGAAUCAGAUUGAAGAAAAGCUUCCAGAGGUGUCCAAAGAACAGUGGAAAAGGCGUGGAUCUGUGGAUUAUUUAGUCCUGUUAGACUGGUUUAACUCUGUUACGGAUCUUACACUGGGCACUACAUUGCGGAGCCUUAAAGAUGCUCUGUACAAGUGGGACAGUAUAACCAUCUUGAGGAGUGAGCCACUGGUGUUGGAAGGAGGCUAUGAGAACUGGCUGUUGUUUUACCCAAUGUACACAACCAAUGCUAAAGUCCGCCCUCCUCGAGAAAUCAUUACCAACACCCUGCCUCAGUUAAACUUUAGUUACCCAUCUCUUGAGGAACCAAAGUCUCCUACUCCACCUCAGCCAGAACCAGAGCCAAAAGAACCCACCGCUCCCUUACUAGUGAAUGGAGUUGCUCCAACCAAAGCGCCCACAACUACAGCUCCUGUAGCUGCAGAAAGACUACCAGACAGAGUUGACUUUUCUCGCUUAAAUUCUGUGGUGGAACUAAGCAAGAAAGGACCUUUGACAUCCAGCCAACCUUCUGCCACAUCCAAGGCCGCACCACAGUUUGACCGCACAAAGAAGCCCUCAAUCCGCUUCUCAGAGGAGCCUAAGAGCUUAAAUGGGCCCGACAAAGACUCCAGCAAGAACAUGCCAAAUGUUCCUGACCGCUCAGCCAAACCAGCCUUCAACAUUUCUUUGUCUGAAGAAGAUGAAAGUCGGAUGCACUCUGAGGUGGUGGCAUCCAAGGAGAAAGCCAGGCAAGAACAGGAGAAACGCGUUCAGGAGCAUCAACAAGAGGAGGAGAGGCGGGACAAGGAGCUGAAAGAGAGGCUUGAAAAGGAAGCGCUUGAUAAGAAAAAGAAGGAAGAGGAAGAGAAUAGACAUCAAGAGAAAAAGAGACUGGAGAGACAGAAGGCGGAGGAAGAGGAGGAUAAAGAGAACCAGGUGUGGGAAGACAAAGACAGGGGAAGAGAGCAAAACUCUGACGCACCAACAAAGAGUAUGUCUCUAGACGCGCCUUCUCACAACCAUGUCGUCAGUGAAAUAAAGAGAGAGCCACUGACGAGAGCAAGAAGUGAAGAAAUGGGAAGAAGUGUGCCAGGCCUGCCAGAUGGUUGGAUGAAGUUCCUUGACACUGUUACCGGAACCUUCCGAUAUUACCAUUCCCCAACAAACCGCGUCCACCUGUACCCGCCUGAGGUCACUGUUCCGACACCACCAGCUGUGGAGCAGAAACCACCGCGACCAGCUGUGCCACCAUCCAAUGUGGAGAAAGAGCAGGAGCGGGAACAGUCCAAAUUAAAGCGAUCCUACUCUUCUCCAGACAUUAGCCAGGACCUGAGAGAGGAAGCCCAGAAGAAGACUUCUGCCCCAACUCCCGCUGCCGCCAUACCGACCAUCAACAGAGAAACCAAACCAUCCAGUGCUAAAGUCUAUUCUAAAGUGGAACUUGCACGACCCUCAGCUGCCAAAAUUCGCAGCCUGAAUCCAACAUUUGGAGGCCUAGGUUCAAGUUUAACUGGCCUUCGUAAUCUUGGCAACACUUGCUACAUGAACUCCAUCUUGCAGUGUCUGUGUAACACUCCAGCCAUGGCGGAGUACUUCAACAACAAUUAUUACCUGGAAGACAUAAAUCGGUCUAACAUUCUUGGCCAUAAAGGUGAAGUGGCAGAGGAAUUUGGUGUGAUCAUGAAGGCGCUGUGGGCUGGUCUGUACAAGUGCAUCAGUCCACGGGACUUUAAGACCACCAUAGGAAAGAUCAAUGAUCAGUUUGCUGGUUACGACCAGCAAGACUCUCAGGAGUUGCUGCUCUUUCUCAUGGAUGGACUCCAUGAGGACCUCAAUAAGGCGGACAACAGGAAGCGGUACAAAGAGGAGGAAAAUGACCACCUGGAUGAUCAGAUGGCAGCAGAUCUGGCCUGGAACAAACACAAGCUGCUGAACGAGUCCAUCAUCGUGGCACUCUUCCAGGGCCAGUUCAAGUCCACUGUGCAGUGUCAGACUUGCCACCGCAAGUCUCGAACCUUUGAGACCUUCAUGUACCUUUCUCUGUCUCUGGCCUCCACCAGCAAGUGCUCCCUGCAGGAUUGUCUGAGGAUGUUCUCCAAGGAGGAGAGACUGACUGAUAACAACAAGGUCUUCUGUCGGCACUGCAAAGCGCACAGAGAUUCUACAAAGAAACUGGAGAUCUGGAAGGUCCCCCCACUUCUCCUGGUGCACCUGAAGCGCUUCUCCUACGAGGGUCGAUGGAAACAGAAGCUGCAGACCUCUGUAGAUUUCCCUUUAGACACUCUGGACUUAUCCCAGUAUGUCAUCGGACCUAAGCAGAACCUGAAGAGAUAUAACCUGUUUAGCGUUUCUAACCAUUACGGAGGUUUGGAUGGUGGCCAUUACACUGCCUACUGUAAGAAUGCCUUCAAGCAGCGCUGGUACAAGUUCGAUGAUCAUGAGGUGUCAGAAAUCUCCACCUCUUCUGUCAAGUCUUCUGCUGCCUACAUUUUGUUUUAUUCCACCCUGUGAUGGAGCUUCUGAACCUGAAGACCAUGCGACACCAACUGAGAUGGUUGUCUUUUUCUUCAAGAAAGCCACAGUUGGGGGCUCAUGAUGUCCCAUCAUGGAUCUGAUGGCUGAGGUAUCUGUCUGGAGAAAGGUGCACAGGCACGUUGUGCAAUGCUUCCGCCACUAGAGGACCCUAUAGCUGUGACAACAUGCCUACUGCUCAUAUUUCCGGUCUAGAGGCUACAAAUAUGUCAUCCUGACUCCACCCUGUGUGGAUUCAUUGUAGGGCAGAGAACUGCUUCCAAGCUUCUCACUUGUUGCAGUUAACAUGAAUGGCUGGAUUGCAGAAGUGUGUGAACAUCUUGCUAACACCUACAGUACAUGGCGUAUACAUACUUAACAAUGCUGAUGUUGCACUUUUCAAAAUGUAAAUAUUUGAGUACAUUUUUAUUUGUUACUUGACCAAUUUUUGUUGUUGUUGACCGUAGCAGCCAUAUUAAUCACACCAUGGUCGUUGCAUUAGGUGCUACACUUGCUAGCUGCCUAAUGUCUUGCAUCGUUAAAGAGGACCUAUCAUGAUUUUCCAUAUUUUCUAGAUCAUGUACAACAGGUUCGUGAUAGGCUGGUGCUGAGACAAGUUGGCCAAUCAGAGGACACUAGCCUUAAGAACUUUGAACCUGACAGGCAUACAUAAAGUGCCAGACAGUGCAAGAGAAAUAGGGAUCAUUUUGAAACUGUGAAUCAUGCAACACUACUCGAGCGGGCUCUCAGAAGAGCUGCUGAUUAGCACAAUAGGUCCUCUUUAAUGCUAUGGAAACAGACUGAGUAUGAGUAUUCACAUUUGCAUAAUAUUGAAGGAUCGGCGGGAACUGUGAUGGUUGUGUGUUCAUGUUAAUUACAUUGUUACACUUACAUAAUAUGCAAUCAGUAGAGGUAUGUAGAACACAAUAGCUUAUCAAUCAAUACUCAAUGUGGAAUGCUUUAAAUUGGUGCAGAUUUAGAGAUCUCUUCUGAACUUUUAUCCAGCCAACGACAGAAAAUUCUGUUCUUAUGUUAGUUUGAAGCCAUAUUGACAUUGUUAACAAAAGGAAAAUUAAGGUGUUUAAAAAAUUGGGCUAAUUUUAAUCAAAUAUCAAAUCUCUAGAUUGUGAAAUGAACAUGUAUCUGUUUGAUCUAAUUCUGUCUUCAGUACUGAUCACAUAUGAGACUAACAUUGACAUGAUUCAUUAGGUCAGCAUUAACUGAACUAAACACAAGCACAAAGUUUGGUGAAAUGGACCAGAAAGGGGAAGUGCAGGCAUUUCACUUGCUCAUUCGAUCACUUUUCUCGCCUAGCAUGAGACUCAAACAUCUUUAUUUUCUUGUAAAUGUUGAUUUCUCAAUGCUUUCAAAUCUUUCAGUAUAACAAAUAUAUUAAAGUCAAACAACUUAUAUGCCUAUUUAUUAAAACUGAUUUG